Populus euphratica (Euphrates poplar) is the source of this 878-nucleotide messenger RNA. Its product is annotated as probable LRR receptor-like serine/threonine-protein kinase At3g47570. The record is from RefSeq and is a predicted model, not a curated record. Gene Ontology annotation, biological process: protein phosphorylation. Gene Ontology annotation, cellular component: membrane. Gene Ontology annotation, molecular function: ATP binding; protein kinase activity. NCBI's taxonomy places the organism in Eukaryota, Viridiplantae, Streptophyta, Magnoliopsida, Malpighiales, Salicaceae. Bases 245 to 763 code for a protein of 172 amino acids. The transcript is spliced from 2 exons.
AAACAUGAGGCACCGGAAUCUUGUCAAAGUAUUAUAUGCAUAUGCUGACGUUGAUCUUCAAUGUGAUGAUUUUAGAGCUCUUGUUUAUGAGUUCAUGAUCAAUUAAAGUCUAGAAGAAUGGUUGCAUCCAAACCAAACAUUGGAUCAGGAAGUGGAUGGGCCAAGAAAUCUUGAUCUCAUUCAGAGGUUAAACAUUGCAAUUGAUGUGGCUAACGCGCUCGACUAUUUUCACAACCAAUGCAAAAUGCCUAUUGUUCAUUGUGAUCUUAAGCCAAGUAAUGUUCUUCUCGAUGGAGAUAUGACUGCUCAUGUUGGGGACUUUGGAUUGUUAAAGUUCCUUUCUGAAGCAUCCUGUCAGUCAUCUUCGAGUCAGACAAGCUAUGUAGGAUUAAAAGGCACCGUCGGCUAUGCAGCUCCCGAGUAUGGCAUCGGAAGCGAGGUGUCAACUUUCGGGGAUGUAUACAGCUAUGGCAUCCUACUGCUGGAGAUGAUUACUGGGAAGAGACCUACAGAUAGCAUGUUCAGAGAUGGACUAGAACUUCACAGUUAUGUUAAAAUGGCCUUACCUGACCGUGUAGAUGAUGUCGCGGACCCGAAACUUCUGACAGAAGUUGAUCUGGGAAAAGGCACUGAUCAAAUCGUGGAGUGUUUGAUUUCAAUCAGCAAGAUAGGAGUGUUUUGCUCAGAAAAGUUUCCUAAAGAGAGAAUGGACACUAGCAAUGUUGUAGCUGAAUUGAAUCGAACUAAGGCCAAUUUUCUUUGAAGGCAUGGACUGCUAUCCUACAAGAAGGUUCUUGCCCUGUAGUGUCCAGACGACUUCAAAGUGAAUGGUAAGACAUGAAGAAUGGAGUCUAAAUAUUGUAACUUGCGUAUUUGCA